UAAAAAUAAUUGCGAUGAUCACCCAAAAUUAUGUAAUGGGAUGCAUAAUUAUUGUGAUAUAUUCCACACAUAUACAAGCAUCUGUCAGGAGAACGGCGGAAGAGGGAGUUUCUAACUACAAUUGCUUUCGAUUGAAUUCGUGUGACUCUCACGGGCAACCGGUGUGUGGUUACGAUGAAGAAGACGCGACCAUUGCAAAGUUUGAGAACGAGUGUGCACUGUUCAAGGUCAACUGCGAAGAGAGAGGACAAAAGUUAUUUAAAAUAGUCGACGAUAGUAUCUGCGAGAAGAAGGUAGUCCCGGUGACUACAAUUCCAACAACCAUUACCUCUCCCACGAUCGAUUACUAUUACGAUCUUCGUCCGGACACCGAGCCAGACAGUAGCACACACUACUGGCAAGAUUCUCUUAUGCUGGGCCAACGUGUCACGCCAGGAUAUAACGAGGAAGGGAGAGUGUUACGAGAGGAAACUGAAAAAUAUUAUUUUCCAGAUUUGAUGACUUUAGUUAUGCGCUACUAAUCUUAGCAAAUAAAUAUUAUCCACUAUAAUGU
This is a messenger RNA of Cydia strobilella, 553 nucleotides long. RefSeq lists its product as uncharacterized. NCBI's taxonomy places the organism in Eukaryota, Metazoa, Arthropoda, Insecta, Lepidoptera, Tortricidae. Bases 15 to 521 code for a protein of 168 amino acids. The record is from RefSeq and is a predicted model, not a curated record. Gene Ontology annotation, molecular function: protein binding. The transcript has 4 exons.